Molecule: messenger RNA, 7431 nt
Organism: Venturia canescens
Lineage: Eukaryota; Metazoa; Arthropoda; Insecta; Hymenoptera; Ichneumonidae
Gene: Ppa
Product: F-box/LRR-repeat protein 14-like
Exons: 1
Coding region: 2080-3699 (539 amino acids)
Cellular component (GO): cytoplasm
Molecular function (GO): protein binding
Source: RefSeq, a predicted model, not a curated record
GGUAUAGUGCACAUUAUGUACCAGAUGCGUAAAUAUACGCGUUUUACUGUAUACACAUCAAUACGAAUAAGUAUAUAAGUGACGCAUGUACAAAGUACGUACAUGAAUACGUUUGAGUACAUGUAUAUACGUUUCAGCCAACUUUUUCUGUGAGAUUCUACACAAGUGCAUGGGCCAUGUGCCACACAAGGUAAAGGGGUGGCAAGGGGAAAGGUGGGACGAGGAAACUACCUGACGUGGUUGUUCUCACUCAGUGAGGACGCCACCAUAGCGACAGAGACCUCGUCGUCUCGAUCGUGCUGAUCGUACUAUCGUACAGUGUGUGCUGCUGCUACCGCUGCCUUUCGUUUCUUUCUUCCUUUUCUAUAUAUUUCCAUCAGUCUGGCCCCGAGCUUCGUAUGGCGUGGGUACCGUCUCGUAAUAUUUCUCGUCAGUACACAUGCGUGCUUGUGGCUAUGUCGUCGUCGUCGUGUCUGUGUUUGAGGGGACGAUAGUGUGUGCAUGUUUAAAAUUGACGAAAUACAGGGAAACUGUGCAAGUUAGCUCUGAGGUUCGACGAUGAAGACGUGAACGUAGCAACGCUAGCGACAAACGCAAUUGAAAGUGUGUGCACAUUCGUGUGACGAGAGUUUGGACUCGAAAAGUCCGUUUUAACAUCGCCUCCUCCCCCGCAUCUCUCUCUACUCCCACGUACGGAACGUACACACGCGCUUCGUCGAAAAAAAAGAGAAAAAGAAUAAAAAGAAGGAAAUACAUUAUUUUUUGCGAACGCUCGUUUUUAUUGCUGUAGCGCGCUCGAUGGACACGUGUGACGCGAAAGUUUAUUCUUUUCGUGGGUGAUUCCUUCUCGGUUGCAACGUGUUUGUUUAAUUUUUUCCUCGAAUUCCGUGUGCGUGUGUGUCUCACUUAUACGAGUUAUCACUCGGUCGCUCUCUUUCUGCUAUUGUAGUCUUGACGGAAACAAGAGAGACAGGGAAAGGAGAGAGAGAGAGAGAGAGAGAGGAGAGAGCCCAGCCUGGUUUUACUAGGGGUCUUCUUGGGUGUCGCGCAGCGCUGUGGUAUUCGACUCGCUCGAGUGAAGCCGAGGUGUGUCGAGAACGAGAGAGCGAGACAGACAGCUUCGAGUAUCCUGUGUCCUCCGUGUAUAUGGCUGUGCGCGAGUGUGUUCUCGGCUAAGUGGUGAAAAAAAAGAAAGAAAAAAAAACAUAUUUACAGAAGAAAUCAUCCGAUUUGAGUGAUAAAUUAGGGGGAAAAUAGACUUUUUAAUAUAUAAAAAGGAAAAACGGUUGGGAAAAAAUUUCAUCUACGAGGAUCGAAGCGCGAUCCUGUGCUCUAACCACCGUCUUUUUUCACCCUCGGAAACCUUUGAAACUCUCCGGAAUUUUUCUCUUGGAAUUUCUUGGAGGGCCGACAAGAAUAUUCCUUCGUGCUGAAUACGAAGACACCGGGAGAGAAAAGGGCGAACGAGAGAGAGAGAGAGAGAGGAGUAGUGCGCGAGGGAGACUUGGGGGGAUAUUCGACACAUGCGAAGCGUCGCGUAAGCGGAGCAAGUGCACGGAGCGACGAUCCCACUGUGCUCAUGUUUCGAUGCACUCGUGGAAACUACCGAUUGAGAAAGAAACUAAAGGCUGAUAUUCAAAAAAACAGCCUUGAAACGGGAAUAACUGACUUUCCGUUCGUUUAUUAUGAGUGCCGAUGUAAUAUUGCACUCGCGCGUUAAAAAAUCGAAUCAUAGACAAUUUUAGUUCCGAAAGAGCAGAAUCUUGAAAAAAAAAAAAAAAAAACGACGCACCACCAAAGCACGAGUUUAACGAGUGAAAAAAAUCGUUCGAACCCGCGUGUCUUGAUAAUCGUGUGAAAAAGUGAGACAAAAAAGACAAUCAAAGACUGAACAAAGCUUAGAAUAAAAAUAAAACUAAAUGCAAAAUCGGCAAGUUAAAAAGCAUAAAUAAUUGCUUUCGAGUUGAAAUAAUGUAUGGAAAGGAAACAUACAUAAAAAAACUAGAUAAUUGAAGAAUAUUAAAUCGUGAAGAUAAAGAGGAAAGAAGAAGAGACCGUUGCGCGAGCAACGGGCCCAUAAUGGAAGAUAGUCAGCUGUUGAUGACUGAACUACCAGGCCUGACGACGGGAACAACAACGACUGCGACGAGAGGCGGGUGCACGACACUGUUGCAGCACAGGUCCGGUCACUAUUAUCAUUUGCAUCAGCCUCACCUAGCUCUCACCGGUUCCUCCGAUAACGGCACGCUGCCGCUUAAGAAUCCAACGCACGCCGGUUGUGUCGGCGAGAAUGGCGGCACAGCCGGCGGCGGCGGGGUCGGCGGAGUCGUGCGUCGUUGCAGCGGUCUCGGGGACAAAGACGGGGAUUACCCGAUCGAGGGAAGCCCGGGGAACGGUUACAACUCGCUCAACUCCCGGGAUCGUUAUUCGAACGGUGGAACAACGGAUCUUUCGAGCUACGAUGGCCAGGGAAUAUCGAGGCUGCUGAAUGAUUUGUGCAAACGAAGCAACUCUACGAGCACCCACAUAUCGUCAUUGUACCCCGAGAUCCUGGCCCUUAUAUUCAGCCACUUGGACGUAAGGGACAAAGGCCGAGCUGCACAGGUCUGCGUCGCUUGGCGCGACGCCGCUUACCACCGUUCCGUCUGGCGGGGAGUCGAGGCACGUUUGCAUCUCAGAAAACAGGCCUACGCACUUUUCGCGAGUUUGGUCAAACGCGGGGUGAAAAGGGUACAAAUAUUGUCGCUGAGACGGGGCCUCGGGGACGUCGUCAAGGGCAUACCCAAUCUCGAGUCUCUCAAUCUUUCCGGGUGCUACAACGUUACCGAUUCGGGCCUCGGUAAUGCCUUGUCCCAGGACUUUCCCUCUCUCACCGAGCUCAAUCUCUCCCUGUGCAAACAAGUUACCGACGACUCCCUCAGCCGGAUAGCCCAGCACCUGAAGAACCUCGAGGCCCUCGAAUUGGGGGGUUGUUGUAAUAUUUCGAAUACGGGGCUGCUCCUGAUCGCAUGGGGACUGAAGAAGCUCAAAAGACUCGAUCUGAGAAGCUGCUGGCACAUCUCGGAUCAGGGGAUCGCUCACGUCGCCGGGCUCAAUCGCGAAACCGCCGAAGGAAACUUGGCCCUGGAGCAUCUCGGACUUCAGGACUGCCAGCGACUGAGCGACGAGGCUCUCAGACACGUUUCCGUUGGAUUGCCGGUCCUCAAGUCAAUAAAUCUCUCGUUCUGCGUAUCCAUCACCGAUUCUGGACUGAGGCAUCUCGCCAAAAUGCCGACCCUCGCCGAGCUCAAUCUUCGCUCCUGCGACAACAUAUCCGACGUUGGAAUGGCUUAUCUCGCGGAAGGCAACAGCCGAAUAUCCUCCCUGGACGUUUCCUUCUGCGAUAAAAUUGGCGACCAGGCCCUCGUCCACGUAUCCCAGGGACUCUUCAAUCUCAAAUCGCUCUCUCUUUCCGCAUGCCAAAUCAGCGACGAGGGCAUUUGCAAAAUAGCUAAAACACUCCACGAUCUUGAAACCCUCAAUAUCGGACAAUGCAGCAGAAUAACCGACAAGGGGUUCAACACCAUUGCCGAGAGCAUGAAACAUCUCAAGUGCAUCGAUCUCUAUGGUUGCAGUAGAAUGACUCCUAGUGGCUUGGAGAGCAUUAUGAAACUGCCCCAGCUUAGUUCGUUGAAUCUUGGCCUGUGGCACGUGCGGUGAUGCGCGCCCCGUUCUCCCCAUCACCGACUUAUCUAAAAACUCUUGAACCCUGUUAAAAGUUAGUUCAACUCCUCUUUUUUUCAACAAACCUUUCUCUUUUGUUUUGCCCUCGGCGGGGUCUAAACAUUCCCGAGAAAUGCUCAUACCUUUUUUCGUUCUUACAUUGCAUUGCACUAAUCGCGCGUGAACUUGGAAUAUUCGAUUAUUCAUCCAUUUUCAUCGGUGCUGAGCUUUAAGUCACUAAGUAGGAUAUUUAACGUUACUUUAGUUUUUUAUUUAACUCCCAAUCCACUCGGAAAUCACGCGUUAAAUACUGUACGGACUCGCUCGUGUGCUCACUGCGAAAGGGCUUGCGAUAACAACUCGUCGUCGUUCUUUUCUCCUUUUCCAACUUUGUUCCUGCGGCUCUGUUGUGUAUGCGCUUGCGACACGGACUCGCGAGCCUUUGGCUUUUUAAGCUUUGGAUUUUUGAGGUUAAAGACGAGAAGGCCCCACGCUCGGUCUUUCACCUGUUACUUCGUUUUCUUUUCUUUUAUUUUCUUUUUUUCCUCCUCAUUAAAGAGAUCUUGAUAAACUCAGGUCGAAAAUAAUUGUAGAAUGAGCUCCAUCAACGUAAAUUAAUUAUCCAAAUAAUAAAAAUAGCUCAGUUUUUUUUUGGCCCAAGCGUGUCGCCCUCUCUCGAUGAAAGGUGUCGCCACGUAUCCGUUUUAAUUUUCGUACCAAAAGCUGGCGAUCUUUUUAUCGAAUAGUCUCGCAACGUGAUCUCGUUGAAACUCAUUUAAUUGGAAACUCUCGUUUCACAAAAGGGGUGUGCGUCGUCGUCGUCGACUACUUGAAAUGGAAAAUUGGGAAAAUUCGUUCGAAACGAAGAAAACGUCAUGAAUAAAUCCUGUUUUUCGUUCCUGGCCAAUUUCGAGCUCGGAAAAUGCCGAACGUCUUUGACUUUCCAUUUCGGGCCAAGACGCGAUCGAGAGUUUUAAAGGAAUUUAACUUUUUUAAUUUUACACAUCUCCGGGACGAGAAAGAGUCCAAUGAGCCCCCAGCGAUAUGAGGCAUAAGGUUUAUCAAGCAUAGGAAAAAAAAUGUAUGUAAACAAUGAUAAUGAUAAGAGUUAUCGAAUUAAUCGUUUCUACCUCGUUUGCAAAUUACCGUUAGUAUUGCAAUUUUCAAUUGUAUCCGCAUAAACAGCCCCAGCCCUUCGUCCCAAGUUCUAAAUUAUCGCGCGAGAAACCCCUCAAUUUUCGGCUCCAACGUUUUCUCCACUCGAAAUGUUUUUUUUUAAUCUCUGUGGCGAAGAUACGAUUGUUUUUAUUUUGUUUUACGAAUGCAAAGCGAAUGAUGCGAUAGUUAUUAUUAUUAUUAUUAUUAUUGAUAAGAUCCGUCUUGCACGGUUUUGUUUGCUCAUAUUUUUUACGAAAAGAAACAAAACAAAAACAACAAAUUGUGAUAAAUCGUCGAAAUUUUCCUGACUCUUCUUUUUUGCUCUCUCGUAUCGUUUUUUGCUUUCAUUUGUCAUCAACUCCGAUUAAUCAUGUUUUCAAUUUCUUUUACUACACUAUUUUCCGACCAUUUUUCAUUGUCUGGUAAAAGAAUUGGUUCUGUCUCGAUGAAAAACUAUUUUAUUGGCGUUAACCAACAUUAGUGUUCUAAUGUUUUUUUUUUUUUGUUUUUUUUUUUCAUACAGAAUUUUCUAAUAAUUCACUCUCACUUAUAAUAUUAUCCAUACCUAAUAUUCGUUGUUUCAUUGUAAUUGUGAUAUAUCGCAAAGAUUCUCUCUCUGGACAUUUUUCUAUACCCCAUUUGUUGAAUUUUUUCAUUCGUUUAAACUGCAUUUCUCAUUAUCUUUUAUAAAAAAAAAUUCAGUAUAUAUUUCCGAGCCAUUGGCGAAUGUUUUGGAGCGAACAACGAAAUUUUCUUGGCAUUAUAAUAUAAUGACGACUUGUGAAUAUUUGAUUGUACAUUAUUGCGGAGUAUGAACGGAAUAUUCUUCACGUUUAUUAUUAUUAUUAUUAUUAUUAUUAUUAGCAUCAUUAUCAAUGCUAUCGAUAUGAUUAUUAAUCUUUAUAUAAUUAUGUUUUAUUUUUCACUAUGGUUUUAUAGUAAUCAAACCUUUAUAAUUAUGAGUUAUUAUUAUUGCUGUCAUAUUAGGUAGUGUGCGAAAGAAAUAGUUGAAUUUCGAGAUAAAGUGUGACGGCGAGCGUCAAAAAUCGCGAUGGCGAUCAAAUCAAAUGGGAAAAUUCCGUUUACGUAAAAAAAAAAGAAUAAAAAAUAAAACGACCAGAUGUGUAAAUGAUUUUGAGUUUGUGGGUUGAAUUUGGAAAGAAUGUCGAAUUGUUGGAACUGCGAUUGAAAUUUGAAAAAGUUGAAUAUUUUUUUUUCUUUUUUUUUUUAGGCAAUAAGGGAAAAACGUUUUAGCAUUAAGAAUUGUUUUUGUUUUUAGAAUAAAGUGGAAAGAAACAAUGGGCGGAUACAAUAUGGAAUGGACACAAAUAAAUUGUGAAAUAGUUCGACUAACGAGGGGAAUAACGAGAAAUAAUAAAAUUUUAUUCACUCUCUCACAUAAAAUUCUUUUUCUUGCAAAGUUGUGUUAAUUUUGUAAAAAAAAAAAAGUGGCCUUACCAAAUAACAAAAAAGAAGAAAAAAUAAAUUUUCGCUUGCUCUUUAAAAGUUAAAAUUUGAGUUGAGCAUCGACAAAUUGGAAAAGCAAAUUUUUUUUUCCUUCCACCGGAAGUGGGCAUUUCCGGAUGAUGCUCUGAUAUGAAAUUCUCCAAAAAGUUGGAUCUUGGAAAAAAAAUUCGAGUGAUCGUGGUACCGGAAAUUUGGAAUCCGACGUGACUUUAUUUAAUUGCUUCUGAAAACCAAACGAUUUAACGUUAUCACUGCUUCGUUGAAUAAAAAAAUAUCGAGGGCGUGAAAAAAAGCGAAUAGAACGGAAAGCGAUGAAUAUUCAGUUGAUUUUUAGAAUGAAUAAAUUUUAGAUAGCAUCGCGAACGAUAGACUGCGUCGGUGAAUGAGAAUGGUUUAGAGAUGGAAGAAGAAAUCGCCCCAGCUCGAUUUUCAUGAUUCCGUAUAAUAAAAUAGCGAAAUUUCGAUUUUUUUUCCAUCCGAUUCUGGUUACGUUUUACUUCCUUUUCCUUUUCAAUUUUGUAAGAGAUAAAUCGCCGUUCGUUGUGAGUUGAACUAACGUGCUGCACGAAUUAACCGAAAAAAAAAAAAAAAAACAUUUUGUUUUUGUUAUUUUUAGAUGAGCUAAUGGAAUAUUGAUAGUUCGUGAUGAAAAAAAAGAAAACCCAAAAUGAAUACGAAUGAAAACAGAGACGAAUCGGGGCAAUGAUAUAUCGACUUGAAUUUUUGUUCAUUUAGAAAAAAAUGUUAGUCAUUUAAGGCACCCUUGAGGAUUUACUCAAAAUAGCAUAUUUACAUAUGCUUUCGAAUGUCACUGAAAAUAAAAUGGCAAUCGAUGACUAAAUGACAUUUGUAGCGUUAAAUAUAUUAAAAAUUCGUGGAAAACAUGGUACUAUUACCGUAUAAUCGAGUGAGCGAAGCAAAUUAAAAUAAUAAUAAUAAUAAUAAUAAUAAUAAUAAUAACAACAACAACAAUGAAUGAAUGAAUAAAUAAAUAGAAAAAAAAAAUAGCAUCGAAAAUGAUAUUUCGAAUGCAUAAAUUCAAUCCUGUAAUAUUUUUUUGUGUACAAUUUCUUGUUGAAAUAUAUUAUUUUCAUAAAUGUCUCA